Molecule: messenger RNA, 3424 nt
Organism: Chlamydomonas reinhardtii
Lineage: Eukaryota; Viridiplantae; Chlorophyta; Chlorophyceae; Chlamydomonadales; Chlamydomonadaceae
Exons: 13
Coding region: 130-2757 (875 amino acids)
Biological process (GO): potassium ion transmembrane transport; proton transmembrane transport
Cellular component (GO): membrane
Molecular function (GO): potassium:proton antiporter activity
Source: RefSeq, a predicted model, not a curated record
AAGUAACAGUAGGGUUAAGGUUGAUUGAUAAUUGACCCAGGUUGUGCGCUUCUGGCCAGGGCCUGGAAAAGACCAGGCAGUUUGCCAUUAACCGCAAAACAUUUACCGCAAUAGCCGAGAGAUGUACCGAUGAACUUUAGCUGCCUCUCUGUGCUUUUUCUGCUCCUUGUGGUGCACCCGAGCGAUGGGAAGCAUCACGCAGCGCGACGCAGCCUCGCUGCAUCGAGCAACGAUGACGUUGCUGGUCCCAUCGUGAAGCUCAGCGAUUUGAAGCAGCAAGAUGACAAGAAUGAGACGGCUGGUGCAAGCCCGAGUCCUAGUGCAGAGGGGACCGGCACUCUUGCGCAGAUUUUGGACGCUGCGCUUCAAAAAGAGUUUACCAAGGAAACUGCUGCUGAGGACAGCAAGGGAGUCGCAUUCAACGCGACCGUGCAGCAGGGAGGCGAAGAGACAAAGCUGGAAACCGUUGUGCGCAUAACGGGGAAAGCCGCGGCUGCGGCCGCUGCCACCGAGGCCGCCGCAGCGGCGGCCGACGCUGCGGCAGCGGCGACCACCAGCGAUGCCGGCGAUAGCAGCGUCGGCAGCUCUAGCACGGACUCGCAGGACGCUCAGGAAACCACCUCGGCAGGCGACACAGGAGUCACUGAUGUGGUGCCCACCGGCGGAAACGUAACCACCGUGGCGACGGCAGACGCGGCUGCCGCUGCCGCGGCGGCGGCCGCCGCCGCCACGACUGACGUGGACCGCAUCAUUGACUCCCACGAUAACGAGUUCGUCCUCUCCAAACCCAAGGAGAGUGUGGCCUCGCUGACUCUGGACCAGCAGCUCAUUGCGGACAUAGCCAUGCUGAUGGUGUCAGCCACGCUGUUCGGCAGCCUGUUUGAGGCGGUGCGGCAGCCAGUCAUCAACGGCUACCUCAUUGGCGGCGCGGUGGUGGGGCCGGGCGGACUCAACUGGGUCAAGGAGCUGGUGCAGGUGGAGUCGCUGGCGCAGCUGGGCGUGCAGCUGCUGCUGUUCGGGCUGGGGCUGGAGCUGUCCAUCAGCAAGCUGCGGGCCGUGGGCGGCGUGGCGGUGCUGGGCGGCACGCUGCAGAUCCUGCUGCUAGCGCUCAUUGGUGGGCUGGUGGCGGCGGCGGCAGGCGCGCCGCCAGGGCAGGGCAUCUUCGUGGGCUGCCUGCUGUCCAUGAGCAGCACCGCCGUGGUGGUCAAGUGCCUGGAGGUGAUGCGCAGCAGCAGCAGCGCCUACGGCCAGAUCACCGUGGGGACCCUCAUCCUGCAGGACUGCAUGGUGGGCGUCAUGUUUGCGCUGCUGCCCGUGUUCAAGGGCGCGCCGGCACCCAUGGUGGCUUCCACGGGGCUGGCUGCAGGUACGGACGUGGCGGAGGCCAAGGGCCGUGUGGUGCUGAUGGUGCUGGGCGUGCUGUUCAAGCUCAGCCUGGCGGUGGCGGCUGCGCUGGCGGUCGCAAAGACGCUGCUGCCGCCCGCACUCAAGCUCAUGCAGCGCAGGGCCUCCCGCGAGCUGGUGCAGCUGACGCUGGUGGCGUUCUGCUGCGGCGUGGCCGUGGUGAGCCACGAGCUGCAGCUGUCGUCCGAGCUGGGCGCCUUCCUGGCGGGCGUGAUGAUGGCGGUGGCGCUGGGGCCGGGCACAGGCACGCAGGGGCUGGGGCAGCACGCAACCAGCCACCACCACAACAACAACGGCGGAGGCGACGGCAUUGGGACCGGAGGAGGAGGGGGAGGAAGCGGCCUGGAGUCCGGCGGUGGCCUGGCGCACGCCAGCAGUAUGGGCGGCUCCAUGGGCUCCAUGGCGCCCAUGGCCGGCAUAGGUCCGCCGCCGGGCGUGUCCUCGGAGGGAGGCGGAGGCGGGGGCGGAGGCCUCAAGUCCUCGGGCGGCGGCGGGCCGCCCGGAGGCAUCGGCGGCGGCGGAGGCGGAGGGUUCGGGCUUGGCCUGGGCCUUGGCGGCUACGGCCUGGGUGGAGGCGGUGGUGGUAGCGCUGGUGGUGACGGCGGGGAUGGGCAUCUGACGUUGGGUCCGAUGAUGAGCAAGGACAGCGACCGGGACCUGGACGACUGGGUGCGGGAGCGGGAGCAGCUGCUGGAGCGGGAGCGGGAGCGAGACAGGGAGCGCGAGCGAGAGCGCGACAGGGAGCGAGAGAGGCUGCGCGAGGUGCGGGAGGGGCGGGAGCGCGAGGCGCGCACGCGGUCUCUGGGCGCCCUGGCGGCCUACUACAGCAUUGAGAGCGCCCGCAAUGUGCUUGUGGCGCUGUUCAUGGCCAGCAUUGGACUCAUCAUGUCGCCGCGCUUCCUGCUGGACCACCUGGGCGUGCUGACGGUGGGCGCGGGGCUGGUGGUGCUGGUGAAGGGCGCGCUGGUGGCGGCGGUGGUGCGUGGCUUCUCGGUGCCGCUACGCACGGCGCUGGCGGUGGGGCUGUCCAUGGCGCACGUGGGCGAGUUCGCGUUCGUGCUGCUGAGCCACGCCGUGCAGCAGGGCAUCCUGCCGCUGCAGGUGUACAUGCUGCUUCUGGGCGUGACGGCCCUGUCGCUGCUCACCACGCCCUUCAUCGUGCUGCUGGCCAUGCACUGGGUGCUGCCCAAGGACGAGGGGCUGCGCGGUGGAGGCGGAGGCCUGGGGGCGGGCGGAGGCGGGGUGAGUGGGGGGCAGCUGAUUCCACCGGCCUCACAGACGACAGCAACGGCCGUGGUGGCGACGGCGGCGCAUGUGGGCGUGGGACUAAGGGCCUCGGCCCGCUCGAAAUGAGCUGGUGGUGGAUGUAGCAUUGCAGGUGCUGGCAGUGGCUGUGCUGUCGCUGUGGUGUUGUGUUGUGUGAGGACUGUGUAGUGGUUGCAAAGGCGAGACGCCCAGAGCAUUAAUGAAUGACCGGGUGCGGGUACGUUAGCAAGGGACCUACCUGCCCCGCCGUGUGUGCGCGGCGGGGCCGGGUGAUUGGCUGCAGGUGCAGGUGGCUUCGAGCGCUGGGGUAGUCACCACUCGUGUUGAAGAAAGCGUAGUCAACAUGUAUAUGUGUGUGUGCAAGAGAACUAAUGCUGCACGGAGCAAGAUCAGCGUUGAAACAGUUGUCGCACCCUAUGAUAUAGGACACUGAAAGUUUCGUGUGCCUGACAGCGACUCGAUGUUUGCAGAUCUGUUCUAUCGGCAACUGCAAGUGGCCGUGUUGGCCACGGCGUAGGCGGCCGGGAGCACAUGCGUAGGAGCGAGAGGGUGGCGCAAGAUGAUCACGUUCUGGCUUAAAUAUUGCCGAAGAGUUUAACAUCCACUAGGACGGGUCCCUCGCAUUGAACGGUCUAAGGCUAUGCGCCUAGGAUUGGAAUGAGAGGCGGCUCUAGCAGUUCUCAGACGAGACCUAUAUCCUCUCUCUGCUCACCCGUACUCCGGGCCUCCAUGCAAUACAUACACCGUGUCGGGC